This is a messenger RNA of Amorphotheca resinae ATCC 22711, 956 nucleotides long. RefSeq lists its product as hypothetical. The transcript has a single exon. The record is from RefSeq and is a predicted model, not a curated record. Lineage: Eukaryota; Fungi; Ascomycota; Leotiomycetes; Helotiales; Amorphothecaceae. The coding region runs from base 227 to 853 and encodes 208 amino acids.
GCGAGACAAAGACGCAAGAGGCACGGCAACGAGGAGAGAAGAGAAGAAGAAUAAUCUCUCCCUGCCUUGCUGUAGAUAAGAACUAGGUGCAAAGAAGGCCAAGCGCUGACCCCUUUUUCCCGGACGGAUUGGAUUCUCUUGUCUGUUGCUCCUGCUCGUGCCUCAGACUCCAUAUUAAUCUAUAUGUAGCUAUAUAUAUCGACAUCGACAUGUUGCUGUAGAAGGCAUGUGUAUCGAUGAUCCUCUACAGAUGCACGGCUUCACCACUUUUCUCAGGUUCGCAGAUCGCAACACCAAGAUCCGCGGGAUGGUCAGUGACCAUGGAUCUAUCAACCGUUUCUCUCAAGAGUCAAGACUCUUCUCCCUCUUUGCUCUUCCUCCACCCCACCUUCCAAGGGGAAGAUGGGACCCGACAAACCAGUUACCAGAAUAUGAAGCAACCCACCCCAAACCAGAGCACAACCACCAUAUGGUUAAUGGCAUAAGCACACUCGCAAUAAUAAUCACAACCACAACCACAAUCAAAAACCAACACCGACGGCCCCAUCUCCGCCUCCCCGCUCCAGUUCCAACCAAUCGCCGCCCCUCCGCCCUUCUCCCAGCUUCCUCUUUGUUAUGCAAGUGCCGCCCGGGUUGUUACUCCUCCCCUCAAACCAAACCCAAAGCAAACCCAAAGCACAACCACUCUCCUCCAGCUCCAGACCCUCCUCCAGGCUCUCCCGCUCUCACUCUCGCUUCCCGCCCCAGCACAUGGAUAGAUAGGGCCGGCCGUGACCUUCCCGAUGCGGACCAUGGCCGAACGCCUGCCGAUCGCUCGUCCUUCGCGCCCCCCGCCAGACCCGAGCUUGCCUGAGAGAUGCGUGAUCGUCGUGUUGGUUGCUGUGGCUUUUUCAUCACCCUUUGCCCUUUUUUUCUCUCCUCUUACCAUUAUUGAAUAGUCGUAGCGUGGGGUCUUU